GGCGGAGCCUCUGGUGUGCAGGUGUAUAAAGGUUCUACAGGUGAGAGAGAAAGGCAAUAGUGGACAAGGAGACUAAGCCUGAACAAACGCAACAGGGAACCUGAGAAUAGCUUGUGAAGAUGCAGAAAGGACUGUUGUCAGUGCUCUUGGUCCUGGUGGCCUUAUUCUCAGGCUUGGAAGGAAAGCCAGACAAGACCACUGUGAAGAAAGAGAAGAGGAUUCCUCAGACUCUCUCCAGAGGCUGGGGUGACCAGUUGAUCUGGGCACAGACGUAUGAGGAAGCUCUGUUUUGGUCACGCUCCAAGAACAAGCCCCUCAUUGUCAUUUUUCACUUGGAGGACUGCCCACACAGCCAGGCUCUAAAGAAGGCCUUUGCAGAGGAUAAAGACAUCCAGAAGCUGGCUGAUGAGGAAUUCGUCAUCUUGAAUCUGGUGUAUGAGACCACAGAUAAGCACUUGUCUCCUGAUGGCCAGUACGUUCCAAGAAUCCUCUUUGUUGAUCCCUCCAUGACUGUUCGAGCCGACAUCACUGGCCGCUAUUCCAACCGCAUGUAUGCCUAUGAGCCGGCUGACAUAAAACUCUUGUUAAGCAACAUGCAAAGAGCUUUGAAGUUCUUGAAGACAGAGUUGUGAACACAAAGGCAUGACCCUUUUGUCCUCAGAAAGGAUAUUACUUCCCUGAGGUUUACUUUUAUUCUGUCAUUUGUUUACUGAUGGUAAGAGACGCACUGUAAAGCCCUGUACAAAUGUUAAACUCGAUCUUUGAGUAGAGUCUGUUACGGACGACCUUCAGGCUUCCAUUUUCCUUUAUUGUAUUUGAAUGUUUUUU
This is a messenger RNA of Xyrauchen texanus (razorback sucker), 828 nucleotides long. RefSeq names its product anterior gradient protein 2 homolog. The record is from RefSeq and is a predicted model, not a curated record. Gene Ontology annotation, cellular component: endoplasmic reticulum. The transcript has 8 exons. NCBI's taxonomy places the organism in Eukaryota, Metazoa, Chordata, Actinopteri, Cypriniformes, Catostomidae. The coding region runs from base 120 to 632 and encodes 170 amino acids.